This is a messenger RNA of Mycena indigotica, 1434 nucleotides long. Its product is annotated as UDP-N-acetylglucosamine--dolichyl-phosphate N-acetylglucosaminephosphotransferase. Lineage: Eukaryota; Fungi; Basidiomycota; Agaricomycetes; Agaricales; Mycenaceae. Gene Ontology annotation, molecular function: UDP-N-acetylglucosamine-dolichyl-phosphate N-acetylglucosaminephosphotransferase activity. Gene Ontology annotation, biological process: protein N-linked glycosylation; dolichol-linked oligosaccharide biosynthetic process. The transcript is spliced from 5 exons. The coding region runs from base 1 to 1434 and encodes 477 amino acids. The record is from RefSeq and is a predicted model, not a curated record. Gene Ontology annotation, cellular component: membrane.
AUGCCUCCACCACGCCCGCUUCCCUCUACACCUCUGCUCGUCGGCCUACUCGCGAUUGCCACGUGGUUUGUUGUCCGCCCAUUUGUUGAUCCUUUCCCGCCGCUCCCGACGCUCUACACUUCUGUUGGCUUCUCCCUCUAUGCAUUGUUGGCAACACUCUAUGUGAUACCUGCGGUCGGGCCAGCAUUCAUCCGCGCAAACUUAAAGGGUGUGGAUCUCCUCAAGCUCGAUAAGUCACCAGUACCAGAAAGUCAGGGACUCGUCUGCGCGUCGAUAUACAUCCUCCUACUCAUAUUGUUCAUCCCAUUCGCUUUUUCGAAUGCGUUCUCCAGCACAAUGUCGGCAAAAGGCCCUGAAGGCCUCUCUGUCAUUGAGUUUCCUCAUUACCAGCUCUCGGUGUACCUAUCCUCACUGCUUUCACUCCUCAUUGCGACUGUUCUUGGGUUUUUGGACGACGUAUUCGACAUUCGUUGGCGGCACAAAAUCCCGAUUCCCAUCAUCGCAUCCAUUCCGCUUUUAAUGGUCUACUAUGCAGAAAAAGGCAACACAAAUGUGGUUGUGCCACUUCCGUUGCGUUUUUUAUUUGGGACGUUGGUCAACCUUGGCCCUCUAUAUUAUAUCUACAUGUCGCUGCUUAGCACUUUUGCGACUAACAGCUUCAAUAUCCUUGCUGGAAUUAAUGGCUCCGAAGUCAGCCAGGCGGUUAUCAUUGCUCUUUCGGUCAUACUUAACGAUCUACUCUAUCUUCCAUGGCCGCUUGACUUCCGGAUACCCCUCCACCUUCUCGGUAGUCAUACUGAGGUCGAAGUUGGAGGUGUGUGGAGCGCAGGAAUGGCGUAUGGCAGCCGGGAGCUCGUUGAGCGCCAUUUGUUCAGCUUAUAUUUCAUGCUGCCACUAUUAGCUGUCUGUUUGGGCUUUAUGUACCACAACUGGUACCCCGCAAGAGCAUUUCCUGGCGACACCUUGUGUUAUGUGACGGGAAUGGCUUUUGCGGUUGUUGGAAUCCAGGCCCAUUUCUCCAAGACGCUUUUGCUCUUCUUCCUUCCCCAGAUCUUCAACUUUGUACUAUCUUGUCCGCAGCUAUUCGGAUUGGUUCCGUGCCCAAGACACCGUGUCCCCAGAAUCGACCAUGACACCAACUUGCUUCAUCCAUCCCAAGCAUAUUUUGAGAAAUCUCCAUCACCGCUAACGACAAUGGUCCUUCGAAUCCUGGCGGCACUUGGCUUGGCCAAGUUAACGCCGCAUCCAACCACAGGAACUAUUGCUUCGACAACAAAUCUGACCAUCCUCAACUUUUUCUUGGUCCGCUUAGGGCCGAUGAGUGAGAAGAGGCUUGUCCAGACGUUAAUGGGUGCGCAGGUUGCAGGGAGCGUAUUGGCGUUUGUGGUUCGAUAUGGCCUGGCUGGGCUGGUUUACGAUGGGAAUAGACGCUAG